Drosophila busckii is the source of this 1896-nucleotide messenger RNA. It is a transcript of the gene sub, whose product is annotated as kinesin-like protein subito. The transcript has 3 exons. The coding region runs from base 55 to 1896 and encodes 613 amino acids. Gene Ontology annotation, cellular component: kinesin complex; microtubule; nucleus. Gene Ontology annotation, biological process: microtubule-based movement. The record is from RefSeq and is a predicted model, not a curated record. Gene Ontology annotation, molecular function: microtubule motor activity; microtubule binding; ATP hydrolysis activity. NCBI's taxonomy places the organism in Eukaryota, Metazoa, Arthropoda, Insecta, Diptera, Drosophilidae.
CAAAGUUUGAUUUUAACUCUAAAUAAGCAAUAGAAAUAUAUAAAGUGUCGAUAAAUGGAUAAAUGUCAAGAAAACACUAAUAAACGUGAUGCACGUUCAUUUCUAUGCGCACGUGAGCCUAGUAUUGAUCGCAGAUAUCGUCCUCGUCCGAACAAGCAAAAGCGCUUGUUCAAUGAGGCUAUACCGGAAUCAGAGGAUAGCUUAGAUUACUCAGACACAGAGUCAGAGAAUACAGAAGCAACUCCAAAUUUCACUGACGAUGGUACUACAGCAGACAUUAAAGAGAUUGAGAGCGGUCCUCAAGUGUUUCUGCGCCUGCGUCCAGUUGAUUUGGACUCCAGUUCUUACGUUGUCUCAGAAUGCGGCAAUACAUUGAUAGUGAAUCCGCCAGCAAAUGAGAAUACCAGCAAUAAUGUAAAUCGCAUGGAGAAGCAUUAUAGCUUUAGUGGCAUAUUUGAUAGCUAUGUGGAUCAGAAGGAGAUUUACGAGAAGUGUGUGGCACCAAAAAUAUUGGAGGAGGAGUGCCUGACAUUGAUGACCUACGGUACAUCAGGCUCUGGAAAGACAUACACGCUGUUGGGGGACUGCGUUCGACCUGGAGUCAUUCCACGAGCUUUAGAGAAUAUUUUUCGAAUGUAUGGCACGCGCAUUUAUAAUACACCCAGUCUUAAGUUGGUCAAUUCAGAGUUGAACAUAUUGGGUGACUCAGCCAUUGCGAAAGAGCUACAGAUACACCUUGCCAUGCUUGCCCAAUGCCCGGAUAUAUCGUCGCUGCAUCAGCGGCAGCAGAAGGUCAUAGAGGAUGACUACGAGUUUCAGCCGAAACCAUUGGGUGAUGUCUCUGUUAUGAUUUGGGUUUCCUUUGCGGAGAUUUAUAAUGAGCAGGUGUAUGAUCUGCUAACGCUUUCUUCUAAGCAGUCGAGCAAAUGCGAGACGCGCCGCAAAAAUCUCAAGAUAGUCGGCAACAAUGGGAAGGCUUUCAUAAAGGGUUUAACCAGUGUGUUUGUGAAGCGCAGUGAGGAAGCGUUUAAACUGCUGCGCCUGGGACAGCAACGUCUCACUUAUGCCUCGACGGCUGUUAAUGCGAACUCCAGCCGUAGUCACUGCAUAUUUACACUAGAUGUGCUCAAGUAUUAUCGCAGUGGCAAUACUACACAGUGUUCCUACAAAUUCUGUGAUCUAGCCGGCUCAGAGCGUGUCGAUAAAACUGGUACUAAGGGUUUCAGGCUGAAGGAGGCGCAGAGCAUCAAUACUUCGCUAAUGGUACUAGGACGUUGUCUCGACGCGGCCAGCUCGUCUCAGAAAAAGAACAAUACUGACCUCAUACCCUAUCGCGAGUCAAAGCUAACGAUGCUGCUGCAGGCACCACUUCUUGGCAGAGAACGUCUGGCCAUGAUUGUCACAGUGACACCAUUAGAUAAAUACUAUGAGGAGAACUUAAAUGUUGUCAACUUUGCAUCCAUAGCCAAAGAUAUUAUAUUCAAGCAACCUAUGAUUAUGCGACAUAAGAAGCGUUACUCAGUUUUUGCCGAGUCCAAUGGCAUUGACACUCAAUAUGUGGAGAGACUAGAGGAAGAGAAUCAUAGUCUGCUUGCCGAAAUAGAGCGAUUAAGAUAUGAGAAUGUGCUACAAAUGCAGCUGCAAGAAGAGAAACUGCGCAAGGAGCUUACAGAUAGAUUCCAGGACAGUAUACAAACCAAUUUAGAUGCAAACCAGGAGCGUAUGGACAAAAUGAAAGUGCUCCUGAAUCGAGAGCAUGAAGCAAAGAUGGCAGCGCAGAAGCGUAAAUAUGAAGAAGAGAUUGAAGACCUGAGAGAAGAAAUAGAAGACCUUAAGGAAGAGCUGCAGGAACUCAAGUCUUCCAAUAGUGAUAUUGAAAUUAUUGAUGAUGACUAA